UCCUGAUUUACAACAAUUUCAAUAAAGACUCAGAAAUGCAAUUUUGAGAUUACAUUUUUUUCCCGUAUGUCCUCCAUCAUUAAAAAAAGUACCACAAAAACACACUUUUUGUUGCUGUGGGUUAUAAAUUGUAAAUACAAUUAAAAAUGAUUAAUUAAAGUUUCAAAAUGACUGCAGUGUUGAAUUUAAACUGUGUCUGACACAAGAAAUAUGGUUUUAGAAACAAAAGUGAUCAUGUGCUAAUGUAUGUAUCCAGUUUAAAUUGACAAAGUUAAAGCUAAUCCUGGUAAAUUGUUAGCAUUGUAUUUGUUUAUAAGACGUUAAGGUACUCUAAAAAGUGAUUCAUAAUUUGACUUCCUCAGGUCCGAUUUGAGGUGAUUUAACAUCAUCACACCUGCGUGGAUUCAUCAGGUUUGUUUUUACUGACACUUGUCGGUGAAACGAUGUAUUACAACAUGAUCCUGAACAAGAAAAGAAAGCAAAAAUAAAUAAAUAAAAAUCAAAAGUUUGAACUCAGCAAAGAAAAAAGCUAUAUCAGAAAAAUCUAAUAGAAAAAAAAUAUAAUAGAUGUUUAAAUCUCGCGAUGAUUUUACCUAAAGAAAAAAAACCCAAUAAACAGCUUCAAAUGACUUUUCAACUUUUUACUGUUUUUAAAUUAAAUGAUAAAAGUCUAAAGAACCUGUAAACUUCAGGUGUUAAUCUGAAUAAAGUACACCGUCAUUUUCCCGGGAGAUGCGUGUUUGUUGACAGGGCAACUUUCCCCGCGUGACGUGUCAGCUGGAGGAAACACUCACCGGGGGGAUCGGGCAUGCUUCCCUAAAACACCUCAUCCGUUACCCGGUCUGCAGCUCAACUCAGCCGGCGAUGACUCCCGGAGGAAACCGGAUUUUAUAACUUUUUUUUUCCUAACGAGCGGCGCGUUUUUCAUGGCGAGCAGAGCCGCGUGCUUCCAACAGGUACAGAGGAACACGACAGGUGAGCUCGGAGGAAGAACCGCUUCCCCCUCAGACUUCAGCUCAGGGUUUCCGGGAUGGGCUCGGUCACCUCCGCCUUCUCAAGAUCCCGGAACGCCUUGGUGAAAGUGGGCUCCGAGCCCGACAAGCACGACCCGGAGAGGAGCCAGUCCGCUCCGGAGUCGGACCGAACCAGGAAGAGAGGCGCGCGCUUCAGCGCGUCCGGCCAGCCCGCGCGGCAGAGCUCGCGCCAGUCUCUGUCCGAGGUCCUGAGCAGACAGGACUCCGGCAGGCAAAGUUCACGGAGGAAGGUCUCUGAAGGUCAGCAGGGCGUGGCGAAUGAAGAUGGAGAGAACUCCAGAAGACCUCCGGCCAGCUUUUCACGAUCAAAGUCCCAGAGUGCUUUGUGGAACGCCAUCACAGCAGGGAUGGGCAUCAAAGACAAGGAGCAGAAGGACCUCCUGAAUGACCCGCGAAGUCCUGAGGAGAUUCUGGCCGAAGAUCCGCCAACAUCGGAUGAACCGGACGCCACGGAGAAGACCGCCAUCAGGCGCAAAUACAAGAAGACAUCCCAGAGAUUACGAUGUCUGGUGAAGCAGCUGGAGAGAGGAGAAGCUUCGCUCAACGAUCUGAAGAAAAACCUGGAAUAUGCAGCUUCUGUGCUUGAAUCGGUUUACAUCGAGGAAACCAGGCGGCUGGUGGACACGGAGGAUGAGCUCAGUGACAUCCAGUCGGACUCGGUGCCUUCAGAGGUGCGGGAUUGGCUGGCCUCCACUUUCACCAGACAGAUGGGGCUGAUGCUGCGGCGAAAUGAAGAGAAGCCGCGCUUCCGCAGCAUCGUGCACGCCGUUCAGGCCGGCAUCUUUGUGGAAAGAAUGUACCGACGCACCUCCAACAUGGUGGGACUCAGCUACCCGGCGUCUGUCAUAUCUGUGCUAAAGAAUGUUGACAAGUGGUCGUUUGAUGUCUUCGCUCUGAAUGAAGCCAGUGGGGAUCACGCCCUCAAAUUCAUCUUCUACGAGUUGCUCACAAGAUAUGAUCUUAUUAGUCGCUUCAAGAUUCCCAUCUCGGCCGUGGUGUCAUUUGUGGAGGCUUUAGAGGUCGGAUACAGCAAACACAAAAACCCCUACCACAACCUGAUUCACGCCGCCGACGUCACGCAGACCGUCCACUACCUGCUGCUCAAGACGGGCAUGGUGCACUGGCUGACAGAACUGGAGAUCUUUGCCAUGAUCUUCGCGGCGGCGGUGCACGACUACGAGCACACGGGGACCACAAACAACUUCCACAUCCAGACAAGGUCGGACACAGCCAUCCUGUACAACGAUCGCUCCGUGUUGGAGAGUCAUCACGUCAGCGCAGCCUACCGCCUUCUGCAGGACGACGACGAGAUGAACAUCCUGUACAACCUCUCCAAGGAUGACUGGAGAGAACUUCGGGCUCUGGUGGUGGAGAUGGUUCUGGCCACCGACAUGUCCUGCCACUUCCAGCAGGUCAAGGCCAUGAAAAAUUUCCUACAACAACCUGAAAGCAUCGACAAGCCCAAAGCUCUGUCGCUGCUGCUGCACACGGCCGACAUCAGCCACCCGGCCAAGAGCUGGGACCUCCACCACCGCUGGACCACCUCGCUGCUGGAGGAGUUCUUCAGACAGGGUGACAAAGAAGCAGAGCUUGGGCUGCCGUUCUCGCCGCUGUGCGACAGGAAGUCCACGCUGGUGGCUCAGUCUCAGAUCGGCUUCAUCGACUUCAUCGUGGUGCCCACCUUCACCGUGCUGACCGACAUGAUGGAGCGCAUCGUCACGCCUCUCAUCGAGGAGGCGUCCCGCUCGGGGCUCGCCGGCUUCAGGCGCUCCAGCCUGAACAGUAUCGGCUCGGAUGAAUCCAAGAGGCACAGUGUCAAGAGCGUGGGCUCCGACAGCAGCUCGCCCGGCCAGAGCCCGCUGCUCAUGGUGGAUAUUAAAAACUUCAAGGCCUUGUGGAACGAGGAGGUUUACCAAAACCGGGAGCGGUGGAAAGCACAGGCCGCCAAAGAGGCGGAGGAGAGAGCCAUGAAAGAGGCCGAGGAGCGCGCUCAGCAGGACGAGGCCAUGGAGCCGCAGGACGCCAACAAGCCAUCCGAACGCCCCGAUCCCAGUGACGGCUACCUGGAGGGGGAGGGGCCUGAGCCGGCAGAUGGUGUCGCGGGGGGAGCGGAUCAGGGGGCGCAGAGCCCCUCGCUGCAGAACGGGGAAUUGUCAGAAGAUACUGAGUCUCCAGACAGUGAAGAAAACAACAGCAGAAGAACGGUUGCCGAGGACGUGAUGGAGUGAAGAAUCCAGAGAGCGUCACGGCCAAACUGUUGCUGCACAGGGAGGGGGCCCUGAGCCUCCUCCUUCAUCUGGAGGACGCCGGCCUUUAGCGGGACUGUGUCGCCCCCUGCAGGCCGCAGAGAGACUCUCAUUCUAGAUAUCUGUCCUGUACCUACCGUCGUCUUCAUCACACCUCACCAUGUAUGCAGUCACUCUCCCACGGAGGAUUCAUCUCCUUAGAAAUGGGAGCGGGGAUCAUUUUUUAUGUCUGCCAUCCUUUUCUAUGUUGUGGCUGUAAGCUGACAUGUCGUGGUUGUACUUGUUCCUUUUCUUUCUUCUGUCGGUCUGAAUUAUGAAUCCAGUAGUUGUUGUUUUUGUUAGCUUAUCUCAGUUCUCGUAAAUAUAAUCUGUGAUAUUUAGAAUAGAUGCACAAUCAGAGAGAUGUUAGAAGCAUCGGUGCGGCAUGCACCACACACGAUUGUACAGUACACUGGAGUUUUCUAACCGUCCAUCCUUAAACUUUCUUCAUUUUCCUGCACUUUAGAAGCUUCUCGUUUGCUGAAGAGAAACAUUUUUGUUUACUUUCGUGUCGCUUUUUCCUUUGUGUGCCGUUCUGAUGCAUUUGUGUUUCCUGCAUCCCAUAGAAAACAUGUACCUGUAUGCAUACGAGGUGGAGUAGAAAUCCAUCCAGUAAGGGAAAUAUUUUUGAGAUAAAAUGUAAAAUAAUUGUGAAAAAAAAAUAUAUAGAAAGAAGCUUUUGCAAUUGAAAACAUAUCACAUACGCAAAUGCAUUUACGAAAUUGUGAUAUAUUUACAACUUUUGUUUAUCUUUUUGUAUAAUGAUUUGCUUUUGUUUGUGAUUCAUGCACUAGAUUUGUACAUCACUCUAAAUGUCUCCUUGAUGAUGCCUUCAAAUGUGUAUUAAGCUGUAGCAAAAUGUCGCUGAAUUUAGAGACGAAUCAUGUCUUUUUUUGGGUUAAACUGUUUUUGCCGCAGCAGCAGCUUCCCUUUCCUGACACGACGUCGAAUCCUCGCCGGCUGAAAGCUGUUACGUCGCCGUGAUGCGCUGCAGGCUCUCCAGUCCGAGCCAACUGCUUCUUGGUGGUUCUCCGGGUUUUAAAGUCUGUGACGCUGUGUGUAGACCCAGUUAUUGCUCUAUGUGCAUGUAUAAGCAAACACAGCGCGUUGGUUCAGUUUCACUACAUGCUUCAAACGUGUGAACGGAAAGAAAGUCGUUUCUGUUUUUGGGGCAGUAUUUAAGUUUAUUUAUCGUUUCUCUGAAAAUAUCUGAUGAUUUUUAUGAUGAGACAAUCCCAAGAUUUUUAAAGACGUUUAUUUGAAUUCAUCCUGCAAGCUAACACA
Oryzias melastigma (Indian medaka) is the source of this 4603-nucleotide messenger RNA. RefSeq names its product phosphodiesterase 1C, calmodulin-dependent b (gene pde1cb). The coding region runs from base 1031 to 3262 and encodes 743 amino acids. The transcript has 19 exons. Gene Ontology annotation, biological process: signal transduction. Gene Ontology annotation, molecular function: 3',5'-cyclic-nucleotide phosphodiesterase activity. The record is from RefSeq and is a predicted model, not a curated record. Lineage: Eukaryota; Metazoa; Chordata; Actinopteri; Beloniformes; Adrianichthyidae.